AUGCAAGGCGCCGUCAUCACCGCCCCAGCCUGGUUUUCCGAUGCGCGCUCGAAAAGCUGCUUCGGAUGCAGGCGUCAAUAUCCUGCAGCUGUUAGCGGAGCGGGAGCUGUGGCAGCCACGUCGACCACAAUUGUUCGGACGUGUCCGUCUACCAAUAUCCAAAACAAACGAGCGGGAGCCAAGCUCCGACUAGCCAUCGAGCGCACAAAGCGGACCAUGAGUGCCUCCCCUAGAGCUGCAACGUGCUCCGUUGAAUUGCUCAAAGAUGGUCUGGACUACACCGGGUCCAUCAACCGCAUGCGCUUCGACAUGGUUGCCAGCACUGUCUACACAACCUUCGCAGAUUCUAUUGUCACUCUGUUCACCCCAGCCGCCGUCGACGCCUACGGAGUUGACGAAAUCGUCUAG
Messenger RNA from Laccaria bicolor S238N-H82, 408 nucleotides. RefSeq lists its product as uncharacterized. The transcript has 2 exons. Gene Ontology annotation, molecular function: ATP-dependent protein folding chaperone; ATP binding. The coding region runs from base 1 to 408 and encodes 135 amino acids. The record is from RefSeq and is a predicted model, not a curated record. Lineage: Eukaryota; Fungi; Basidiomycota; Agaricomycetes; Agaricales; Hydnangiaceae.